GCAAUUCAGUGUUCAAUUCAAUGCAAGAUCGUAGCUCAUUUUAGAUUUUGAUUUGAGCGGUGGAACUUCGAAUAAAGUGGUUGAAUUUUGGCAAAAGGGAAAAGAUACAUACAUAUAAUAUUCUACAUUCAAUGUUCAAACAAAAUAAAUAUUUAUUAUGGGCGCUAAUGGUGAUUACCCAAAUGUUUACCGCGCUGUCAUCAAAUAAUACUUGGUCAUGCAGCGAUACUGAAAGCAUUCCGCGCAGCAAACUUUGUGAUGGUUUUGUCGAUUGCAGUAAUGGACGAGAUGAGACUGCCUUAGAGUGUGUGACGGAGCCUUGCAGUGAGGACGAAUAUCGUUGUGCAUAUGGGGCCUGCAUUAAAGCUGAAAAGAAAUGCAACAAGCAAAUCGAUUGUUAUGAUCGAUCAGAUGAAACUGAUUUUCUAUGCGGUACUGAGGAGGAAGUUUCUAAAAAGAUCAGAGGAAACUGUUCAGAUGUUGAAUUCCAAUGUGUUUCCGGGGAAUGUAUUGAUGAAAUAACAAUGUGUGAUGGCAUAGUAGAUUGCUCCGAUUCGUCUGACGAAACGGUCGAAUCAUGUUCUCAUAUUGAAUGUUCGGAUUUGUCCUUCCGAUGCGCAUAUGGUGCAUGUAUUAGUAUAGAACAGCUGCUAGAUACUAUUUGGGAUUGUGUAGAUGGAUCUGAUGAGGUGCAAAUAGUGCAAUCUCAGCCGGUUAGUUCAGAAGUAGAAGCGGAAAAACAUGAGCCAGAGAAACCAGAUAUAGAGACGUGUAGUAUUCCAUAUCAAAAUCCCCAUUUGAUAACUAAAUUAAUCAAAGAUGGCGUUGAAGUAAAUACGGCUCUGAGCUACUAUGAUAAAGUGUUACGUCAUGACUUUGUGAAGUUUGAAUGUUCGCCGACCUUUACUUUGAUUGGAGCUGAGCGUUUAGAAUGCAUAAAUAAUGAUUGGUACCGUCAGUGGCCGCAUUGCGAAAGACCAGACAAUUUAAGACCGUGCAGAGCAAAUGAGACGACUUGCGACAAUGGCGAUUGUAUAAAUCCAGCCGCACUUUGUAACGGUGUCAAGGAUUGUAGAGAUGGCUCAGAUGAGAUACCGCAAAAAUGCUUGAAUAGAACUUGCACGGAGAAUGAAUAUAAAUGUAAAUAUGGAGCUUGCAUACCAAAGGACAAUCGUUGUGACAAAAAAAUACACUGCGCAGACGGUUCUGAUGAGACAACUUUGCUGUGCAGCAGUGAGGAUAAUUACGCAAAAGCACUUCAAGGCAGCUGUGAAUCUGAGGAUUUGAUUCAGUGCCGUUCGAAGGAAUGUAUUGAAUAUCAUUUAAUUUGCGAUGGUAUACCAGACUGCAGCGAUGGUUCCGACGAGUCUGUUGAAAUGUGCGCACACAUACAAUGUACCGAUUCCUCUUUUACAUGCGCUUAUGGUGGCUGUGUGUCCAAUUAUGUUCUAUGCAAUGGUGAGGUAGAUUGUGCCGAUGGUUCCGAUGAGAUAGCGGAAAUUUGCGCUCCGAUUGUUAUCGAGAAUCAAAAAUACGAGGACAUGUAUAAUUACGAUGAUAAUGUCAAUACGAAUAUAGAUCAAUACGAUGUAAUAAAUGAAAAGCGAAAUUUUGUGGAAAAGGCUAUUAAAGAAAAAGUUGUAACUGUAAUAGUUGGGCCAGAAGUCCAAACCAAACCUGUAGUUGUCAACAAGCAAGAAACAAUUCACACGGAAAUGGCGCAAAAGCGAUGUACGAUACCACCAAAUCGUCCGGCUCUUCGAGUCAUCAAUGAAGCGCAGAAUGUAACGAUAAAAGUUGGUGGUCAAGUUAAUGCUCAUGAUAUAGUGACCUUCAGCUGCGAAGAUACAUGGCACUUGGUUGAUGGCCAGACUGAAGCUCUGUGCAUGUCGUCCGGUGAGUGGUCUACGACUGUACCGAGAUGUGAAAAACGUUGUCUACCGCAAUGGAGCGGUAUUUCAACACAUACUACUUGUUCGUAUAAAAAUAAAUCGGCUGACUGUCAAACAAUGCAUAGUAAGCCCGAAACAAAGGCGCUAGUAAAAUGUGCCACCGGUUAUAAGCCAUUAACUAAAUCUGAAGAAUUAAUUUGCGACGACGAUGGUGAAUGGAGUCAACCAAAAUUCAAGUGUAAACCACAAUGUGUGACUCUAUCAGGGGAUAUGUCGAAAAGAGCCGAAGUGCUUGUAAAAAUUUUCAGUCUAGGUUACAAGGGUAGUAAUCAUCCGGAAUCAUUUUCACUAAAAAACGAUCUCCAAUAUGGAAUGGCAUGUAUUGGUACCAUCAUCUCUCCGAAGCUGGUGCUAACUUCGGCUUUAUGUUUCAGUACAAAUAAAUUGAACAACCGAAUAGCUGCGAAUGAUCCGAUUUUAUACUCAAUUCUUCCGGCAGCCACGAAAAAGGAGAGUUUUGGACAAUAUGAGCAACCUCCCGGUAGACAUAACAUAUCGCAAAUAUUUAUAGCGGAUAAGGUACUCGGUGACAACAUAGACACUCCAGCGAUUGCUGUACUGGCCGACUACUUUGUUAUAAUUCCAAAUAAAAUAAUGCCAAUUUGUUUGCAAUUCUCAGGAAAAUGUUUGAAUCAUAAAAUUAUAGAAACUACGGAGGCAUUCCUCGAAGGUACCGUUGCAUUAAAAGGGAAUGACUGUUUUGUUCUUGCCGGUUUAACGAAGUACAUAUUUAUGGAUGAAUAUCAGCAGUGGUUGGAAACGAAAGUUAUGCUUCACAAAUAUAUAUUGUGAAGAUAGGCGAAUGCAUAACCAAUGGCAGCGAUAAUCUGAAAGCACAAAAUUUGAUAAUUAAAAGUCAUAUUACUUUCAUAAUCACAUUUUUUAUU
Messenger RNA from Ceratitis capitata (Mediterranean fruit fly), 2839 nucleotides. Its product is annotated as modular serine protease. The record is from RefSeq and is a predicted model, not a curated record. Bases 132 to 2744 code for a protein of 870 amino acids. Gene Ontology annotation, cellular component: plasma membrane. Gene Ontology annotation, molecular function: protein binding. Lineage: Eukaryota; Metazoa; Arthropoda; Insecta; Diptera; Tephritidae. The transcript has 8 exons.